This is a messenger RNA of Cheilinus undulatus (humphead wrasse), 4838 nucleotides long. Its product is annotated as cyclin-dependent kinase 17-like. Gene Ontology annotation, molecular function: protein kinase activity; ATP binding. Gene Ontology annotation, cellular component: cytoplasm; nucleus; synaptic vesicle. The record is from RefSeq and is a predicted model, not a curated record. Gene Ontology annotation, biological process: protein phosphorylation; exocytosis; neuron projection development. Lineage: Eukaryota; Metazoa; Chordata; Actinopteri; Labriformes; Labridae. The transcript has 16 exons. The coding region runs from base 759 to 2297 and encodes 512 amino acids.
GGGAGUGGAAGGACGGAGAGCAGCAAAACAACCUGAAACAAGGAGGAGGAAGAAGAGGCAGGACACGGGAAAGACAUCUGAGGAGAAAACAUCUGGAAAAAGACCAAAAGCUGAAAAUGGGAAAGAACCAAGAGAAGAAGAAGAGCUGAGAGACAAAAUUAGAGGUAGACGUGAUGAAGGUUUUCUCUUCCUAAAAGGAGCUGUAAGUUUGUCCCUCUGCACGUGUGCGUCACUGUGAAUCAUAGAUAGAGACUGAACACCUGUUAUUCUGAGAUGACAGAGCGUAACAGUUUUCAGCAUGUGUGCGUCUGUGCGUAUGUUGGGCUGUCUCUGCAGCAUUUUAUCUACCUGCACGCUGUGUGACCUUCCUUAGUCAGCAGGCAGAGUGUGACUGCAGAGAGAAAAAAGAGCGAGAAAAAGGAGAGGUGGAGAGAGGGAGUGUCUACAGGAAGUGGGAAGAGAGAUAGUGUGUUAAAGUGGAGUAGUAGCAGAGGGAGUUGUUGCAUUGUGAUUAGUGUGCUUGUGCCGUCUGCACUGUCCUCUCAAUUUAAGACCUGUUCCUUACUGCGUGGGGAUCUCUGGGAAAAACAGAGGACUGGAUUUUUAACCCUCAAGCGGCAACAGCUACUAAGUCCCACUUCGACCUGGGACACUCAGACUGGACUCAGACAAGCCAAGGAUUUGUUAUGGCAGUGUGAAUUUUCUUCUUGAAUUUUUGAUCACUCCUUCAACUGCAGUGCUCUGAACACUCUGGAACAAUGGAUGUGUCAAGCAACCCUCAGGGGUGCCCAGCUCGUGCUCCCAUCACAGGAGAUCCCAGGACAGGGGAGGCUAGGACGGGAGAGGGGAUUAGAAUGGGCGAAAGAGACACCCCGCUAAGGCUGUCACCUUUCCGGAUGCUCCGAGUGUUGGACUCAUGCCGUCCUCCAGGGAACCGUAUUGGUAUCGUCCAUGAAAAUGUGAAGAUGGGUUCAGAUGGGGAGAGCGACCAGGCAUCAGGGACGUCUUCUGAUGAGGUUCAGAGUCCAGUCAGGGUCCGCAUGAGGAACAACCAUCAUCGGCGGAUCUCUAAUGAGGACAUCAACAAGCGUCUGUCUCUUCCGGCUGAUAUCAGGCUACCGGAGGGCUACUUGGAGAAAUUUGCCAUGAACAGCCCGCCCUUUGACAAGCCCAUGAGCCGCAGGCUACGGCGCGCUUCAUUGUCUGAAAUCGGCUUUGGGAAACUUGAGACCUACAUCAAACUGGACAAACUGGGGGAGGGGACCUAUGCUACAGUGUUCAAGGGGCGAAGCAAGUUAACAGACAACUUAGUAGCUUUGAAAGAGAUCCGACUGGAGCAUGAAGAGGGGGCACCCUGCACGGCCAUCAGAGAAGUGUCUCUACUGAAAGACUUGAAGCAUGCCAAUAUUGUCACUCUCCAUGACAUCAUCCACACUGACAAGUGCCUGACUCUCGUGUUUGAGUAUCUGGAGAAGGAUCUGAAGCAGUACAUGGAUGACUGUGGGAGCAUCAUGAGUGUUCAUAAUGUCAAGAUAUUUCUCUUCCAGCUGUUGCGGGGUCUGGCCUACUGCCAUAGAAGGAAGGUCCUCCACAGAGACCUCAAACCUCAGAACCUGCUCAUCAAUGAAAAAGGAGAGCUCAAACUGGCUGACUUUGGAUUGGCACGAGCCAAGUCUGUUCCUACGAAGACCUACUCCAAUGAGGUUGUAACAUUAUGGUACCGACCGCCGGAUGUGCUGUUAGGGUCCACUGAGUACUCGACACCCAUCGAUAUGUGGGGUGUUGGCUGCAUCUUCUAUGAAAUGAUCACUGGCAGACCUCUCUUCCCUGGUUCCACUGUGGAGGAUGAGCUUCACUUGAUAUUUCGUAUUCUUGGUACCCCCACAGAAGAGACUUGGCCUGGAAUCACAACCAGUGAGGAGUUCAAGACGUACAAUUUCCCCCAGUACAACGCAGAGCCCCUCGUCAACCAUGCACCAAGGAUAGACAGCGACGGUCAUGAUUUGCUUGCAAUGCUCCUACAGUUUGAGGCUAAGAAGCGGGUUUCAGCAGAGGAUGCUCUCAGACAAUCAUAUUUCAGAAGCCUCGGGGAGGAAGUCCAAACACUGGCUGACACUGCAUCCAUCUUCUCUGUAAAAGGCAUUCAGCUACAGAAGGAUCCAGGGAAGAGGUCCUCCGUCUACCCAGAGUCAGCGAUGGCCCAUAAGCUAGGCUCUGCACCCUCGCAGUACUUCCAGAGAGAAGCAGCCAAUCCCAGGGCUCAGAGUCACAAUCUCUCCUCCACUUCCACUGGCUGAGUGGCCCCUAUCCUUCUGCCCAGGGGAAGAGCAGGAGGCAGAGUGUGCUGUUUUAGUGCUGGCGGCAGGGGCGCUGAGCUGAGGAGGACGGUGACACGUGGACUUGUCCUGUCAGACAUACAUUCACUGACCCUGCCACACACACUACUGAAUGGCGGGACACACACUCUGCCACAUUUACACACACACACACACUGAAGAAGAAAAAACACACACAGGACAACAGCUGAAGAACUCACACUUAACGAAAAAAAGAACAGAAGACUCGACUUGAUAAAAAAAAACUGAGACGUUCGUGAUGCUGGAAGAAAAGUGGGAGAGUACCAGAAGAUUCUCCUUGCUGCUACUACCACUGCUGUCCAGAAGAGGGCAGCAUUUAGGAUGUCAGCUGUUUGUGAACUUGCUGUAUCAGUGAGCUGUGAGGAAGAAGGAGUGGACACGAAAGAGAGAGCAAACCUUUCACUUUCUCCUGCGCCUUUCUUUUCUUUUUGUUUCAGACUUUUGCUGUACAUAAAGAGACUGAGAUGUAGGACUCUGCCUUGUCAUAACACGCCUCAGCCUGAAUCCAAACUUUUGCACCUCAAACCCUAAACCCUCGCCUAACCUGAUGGCCCUUUACGACAUGAUCUUUAAAAAAAAAAGAAAAAGACACUAUCUCUCUUUCUCUCUCUCUUUCUCUCUCUCUCUCUCUCUUACUCUCUUACUAUCAGCUUCUCUUUCCACACAUGAACACCGAAGUUUCACUUGAAAAGUUUGUAGAUCAAAGGAGUUUACAAUGAUUAAACUUUAGCACCUUAGUGUCCGGUAGAGGUCAGGGUGGCUUUCAUUACUUUACCUCAUCAGUCACUCAUGCAGAGAAGGAUGUGAAGUACACGCUUCAUAUCAAAAAGAAACCCAAAAAAGAGAAUCAAGUGGUUUUGAUUUGUUCCUACUCUUGAAACCCCCGUAAACUAGUGAUACACUACUAUUGCAUUCAUCACACACUGUAAAAAACACUCACUGCAAGAUGCUUAAGUUUCGGUACACAUGAAGAACAAACUGCAAGGACAGAGAGGUAAAGAAAGUGUACAAAUCCUCACCUGCUUAUCUUAGACACCCCCUUUCCUCUUUUGCCUUGACUCAGAAGUCGUCAUUGAUUUGUUGUGUAAUGUACAGCUGUCCAUGUUCUCUUUUGCACCUGCUUUUACCUCCUUAGAUCAUGAUCCUUGCACCUGUCCUCUCCAACACCAUGUGCAUUUAUUUUUACUUUUUUAUGUUUGAAUCUGUACAUAUGAUCAUACUUUUUACUUGCAAGAAGCAAAGAUAAUUCCAGGAUGCUGUUCUCAGUCUUCGCCGUGUUCCCCAAGCAGAACGGUGGCGAUUGGGGACGUGUUGCACAUUCCUUGAGCUCAGGACUUUUUGCUUGUGUUGUUUGUGAGGUACAGCAGGUUUUGUUUGUCUCCCCUGUGUGGCAGAGUGAGUCAAACAUGGGGGGGGGGGGGGGCUGUAAGUGAAGAUUAGGAAGAGCACUCAGCAUCAUUUCUGUAUCGUCAUUCAUUCCCUGUUGAUUUGACAUCAUAUUGCUGUUCAGUGACUACCUUAAUCAUGUCUCUAUCUGUCAUCUAAUCAAGCAUGUUUGUGAAUUGAACGUAGUUCAAAAUGUCAGUUGGUUUGUGAAAUAGCUGCAGCUGGAAAACAGGUAAUAAUAUGACUUUGAUAACACAUUAACCAUAAUGGCUCCUUAGUAAGUCUGAAGACUGUACCUUAGAUAAGAUAAAAAUACCACAGAUAGUUUGUAUGAAAAUCCAAGCUGUAAACAAUUAAGUCUUACUGGGUGCUGAAACACAGCAGGACUGCAGUGUUGUUUCCUGCUGUUAUUGCCCCAGGCUGCCAGAAACAACAGGACCAAAGUCCAUCCUCCAAGCACCAAGUGUUCAAGCACACAAACUGUUUCCCUCACCAUGUCCACAUGUACUGUUUCUACGAGUCUGUAUGAGUUUUCUGUUCCUUAGACACAGACCUCAGACCACUUCUCCUACAACUGCUUCAGAAUGGGUGAAGUAAUCCCUGGUCUUUGUCUGUCAGAAGGACUAUUUCUCUAUCCAGAGUGUGACAGUACAAUAUGUAGCAUGUACAUAGACGAUCCCUCACUCUGUAUAUACGUAUGAAAAUGUACAGGUUUGAUACAGCUAUUCACACUCUGGCUUUUCUUGUGUUUCUUUUCUUUACUGAAAGUCAUAGCAAUAUUUCUGUAAUCAAUAAAGCCAAGGUAACAGGAUGGGAAUGAUUGCAUUUGUUUAGUAGAAAUGACUGUGAAUGAUCAAACUGUGAGACUUGACAAAAUCAAUGACAGGUUAUUUUUUCUUGCUGUUUAUCAUGCUGAAUCCAAAAGGCUGAUGUGAAGUAUGAUGUUGGAAUGGAGUAUAACACACUGAUUAAUUUGAUUUUUAUCAAUGAAAGCCAUAAAAAGGUCAUAUAUGGGUGAUCAAGGUCUGUUUGUGUGCAGGGGACUGUGUACUAUGUUUGAGAACAGACCUUUUGAAGUAAAGGGGAUGUGUACAC